Messenger RNA from Beauveria bassiana ARSEF 2860, 1938 nucleotides. RefSeq names its product C6 zinc finger domain-containing protein. The record is from RefSeq and is a predicted model, not a curated record. NCBI's taxonomy places the organism in Eukaryota, Fungi, Ascomycota, Sordariomycetes, Hypocreales, Cordycipitaceae. Gene Ontology annotation, biological process: DNA-templated transcription; regulation of DNA-templated transcription. The transcript is spliced from 4 exons. The coding region runs from base 1 to 1938 and encodes 645 amino acids. Gene Ontology annotation, molecular function: DNA-binding transcription factor activity, RNA polymerase II-specific; zinc ion binding; DNA binding.
AUGCCUUCCCAGGAGCAGGUUCCCCAGCAGCAGCAGCCCAUGGCUGCCACCAAACCCGCGGUCGAGGCUGCGCGCCCCAGCACCGAGCAGCCUCGCCCUGUCGAGCCCAUGUCUGUCGUCGGCCUUCGCGGUGGCCACAAUGGCGAGGGCGAGCGGAGCAAGCACCUAAAGUGUGACGGUCAAAAUCCCUGCGUCAGAUGUCGAAGUUCCGGCUCCGACUGCAUCUAUGUGGCUUCUCGCAGGGGCUACAAAGGCCCGCGCAAGAACCAACCGCAAAAUUCAAGCAAAUCCCGAGUCACGUCCCCUGCACCUCAAUCGAUCUCGGGUUCUGCUGAUGGGUCAAACGUUCCCAUCCUCAUCGACUCCGGUACAGGAGUCACUAGUGCCUUGGCCACCCAGAGACCGUCUUUCAGUGGCGCGGCCGGUGUCCCAUACGAAAUGGGCGCGUACCCCUUUGAUGACGUGCAACCGACCAACGCCGAUGUUCAGCUCUAUCGUUCUUAUUUUCCGGACAACCAUGCCGGAAUCUCCUCUACAAAGCAACAGAUCCCUCCAACUCUGCAAUCUUUUUCUCUCGCCGAUCGUUGUCUCGAUGCCUUCUUCUACCAUUUUCAUGCUUCGCACCCGUUUGUAUUACCCAAGCCAUUCCUGCUCACGCUCGUUGGAGACCCUUCUUUGGAGCCAGUGCUAGCAGCAGCCCGAUGGGUAGGCUCGCUGUUCAUCGAUGCCGGUGCUGCAAGGCAAGCUCUUUUUCAAGAAGCUUAUCAGAUCUUAUAUGAAUCUCAGAGACCAAAGGAUGGGUUUGUCGUUCAAGCAAUGAUGCUAUUGAUUGUGGCACUCGAUGGUUGUUGCGAGAACGAAAAGGCGAGGAAGAUUCUUAGAGACGCAGAGACCCUCGCAGUACAGAUUGGCUUAAACACUCGACCUUUUGCGACCCUUCACGGAAGAAGCCUUCCCGUCAUUGAAGAAAGUUGGAGGAGAACCUGGUGGGAUCUAUUCAUCAUUGAUGGUCUGAUUGCUGGUGUUCACCGCGUCACAAACUUUUUACUGUACGACGUCCCCACAGAUGUCCCGCUGCCAUGUGAAGAGGUACAGUUCUUGUCUGGAAACAUUCCCAAUCCCAUGACACUACCAGACUUGGAGAAUAUGGAAUUUUCCGGCGAUGACAGAGUCUUUUCUUCGUUUGCGUAUCGAGUACUAUGCGGCCGUAACCUUGGACGGUUUAUGCGAACCCCUCCAUUACAGGGUCCUGACGACGAAAAUAUUACUAGGAUCGAGGCGCUUCUCACAAACUGGCGACUACACCUUCCGCAAAACAAAAAGGACUCCCUGCAAAAGAAUGGCAUGUUGGAUGAGAUGAUGUUUCAGGCACAUAUGAUAAUGCAUGCGACCUCCAUCAUGCUGCAUCAACCGUUCUCCCAGCUCGACACGACACCAACACAGGGCAUCAUCUCAUGUGCACCAUACCAACCGGUAGCGACAGGAAGCAUGUUCAAUACUCACACGAAGCACACAAUAACCUCAGCAUGCGCUAUUAGCGAAUUAGUUACUCACAGGGUACCACUGCUAUCGCAUACACAGUUUUUUACCUGUGUGGUUACAUCAUCAUCAAUAGUCCAUUUGAGCAAGUGGGCAGUGUUCUUUGUGCCGCACGAUGAUGACGAUUUGCGUCAGCAAAUACGACUCAAUAUUGGAGCUUUAAAUCACCUUGCUACCGUUUGGGGUGCGGCGGAUCGAGCACGAAAUCAAGUCCGAGCGGUUGCUCGAGAUAUCUACCAACUUAAAAAGCAGCAGCAGAGCAACCCUCAGUACUGGAUAGGAUACUCACAACAGGACAUGCUAAACAGCAUGGCUGCAGACGAGACCAUCAUCACCGAAGUUGAGAACGCAGAAGGCUUACAGCACUCUCAGCAUGGGAUGGGCGGCGGCAUGCAAUGA